CUGUGCGUGAGUGGGGGGGAGGAAAAGCAGAGCCUUUAAAAAGGGCAAUCACAACAACUUUUGCUGCCAGGAUGCCCUUGCUUUGGCUGCGAGGAUUUUUGUUGGCGAGUUGCUGGAUUAUAGUGAGGAGUUCCCCCACCCCGGGAUCCGAGGGGCACAGUGCAACCCCCGACUGCCCGUCCUGUGCGCUGGCCACCCUCCCAAAGGACGUACCCAACUCUCAGCCGGAGAUGGUGGAGGCCGUCAAGAAGCACAUUUUAAACAUGCUGCACUUGAAGAAGAGACCCGAUGUCACCCAGCCGGUACCCAAGGCGGCGCUUCUGAACGCGAUCAGAAAGCUUCAUGUGGGCAAAGUCGGGGAGAACGGCUACGGGGAGAUAGAGGAUGACAUCGGCAGAAGGGCAGAAAUGAAUGAACUUAUGGAGCAGACCUCGGAGAUCAUCACGUUCGCGGAGUCAGGCACAGCCAGGAAGACGCUGCACUUUGAGAUUUCCAAAGAAGGCAGUGACCUGUCCGUGGUGGAGCGUGCAGAAAUCUGGCUCUUCCUGAAAGUCCCCAAGGCCAACAGGACCCGGACCAAAGUCACCAUCCAUCUUUUUCAGCAGCAGAAGCACCCGCAGGGCGGCUGGGACACAGGGGAGGAGGCCGAGGAAGUGGGCUUAAUGGGGGAGAGGAAUGAAGUGUUGAUAUCAGAGAAGGUGGUGGAUGCUCGGAAGAGGACCUGGGACAUCUUCCCCGUCUCAAGUGUCCCCGUCUCCAGCUGCAUCCGCAUCCAGCGGGACCAGGACAAGAGCUCCCUGGACAUUCGGAUUGCCUGUGAUCAGUGCCACGAGACCGGCGCCAGCCUGGUGCUGCUGGGCAAGAAAAAGAAGAGAGAAGAGGAGGGGGAAGGGAAGAAAAGGGACGGAGAAGGAGGGGCGGGAGGGGACGAGGAGAAGGAACAGUCGCACAGACCUUUCCUCAUGCUGCAGGCCCGCCAGUCUGAAGACCACCCUCACCGGCGCCGGCGGCGGGGCUUGGAGUGUGACGGCAAGGUCAACAUCUGCUGUAAGAAACAGUUCUUUGUUAGUUUCAAGGACAUUGGCUGGAAUGACUGGAUCAUCGCUCCCUCUGGCUAUCACGCCAACUACUGCGAGGGUGAGUGCCCCAGCCACAUAGCAGGAACGUCGGGCUCAUCCCUGUCCUUUCACUCGACGGUCAUCAACCACUACCGCAUGCGGGGUCACAGCCCCUUUGCCAACCUCAAGUCGUGCUGUGUGCCCACCAAGCUGAGACCCAUGUCCAUGUUGUACUAUGAUGACGGGCAGAACAUCAUCAAGAAGGACAUCCAGAACAUGAUUGUGGAGGAGUGUGGGUGCUCAUAGAGCAGCCAGCCCAGGGGGUAUGGGAGCAAGACGGUCCAGAGAAGACAGUGGUGACAUGAAGACAUGUUUAAGGUUUCCGACUGAA
Molecule: messenger RNA, 1449 nt
Organism: Lipotes vexillifer (Yangtze River dolphin)
Lineage: Eukaryota; Metazoa; Chordata; Mammalia; Artiodactyla; Lipotidae
Gene: INHBA
Product: inhibin subunit beta A
Cellular component (GO): extracellular region
Molecular function (GO): hormone activity; cytokine activity; growth factor activity
Source: RefSeq, a predicted model, not a curated record